This is a messenger RNA of Carya illinoinensis, 1023 nucleotides long. RefSeq names its product proteasome subunit alpha type-7-like. The coding region runs from base 114 to 863 and encodes 249 amino acids. Gene Ontology annotation, cellular component: nucleus; proteasome core complex; proteasome core complex, alpha-subunit complex. The transcript has 3 exons. NCBI's taxonomy places the organism in Eukaryota, Viridiplantae, Streptophyta, Magnoliopsida, Fagales, Juglandaceae. The record is from RefSeq and is a predicted model, not a curated record. Gene Ontology annotation, biological process: ubiquitin-dependent protein catabolic process.
ACUUCUUGCGGAAGAAGAAAAGGAGACUCUCAGUGCCUUGUUGCCGAAGAAGCUGCUGAAGAAGAAAAGGAAAGAAAAAUAAGAGCCAAAGAGAGAGGAAAAGAAAGAAGAAAAUGGCGAGGUACGACAGAGCAAUAACGGUUUUCUCACCAGAUGGGCAUUUGUUCCAGGUCGAAUACGCGCUCGAAGCCGUGCGCAAGGGCAACGCUGCCGUCGGUGUCCGCGGCACCGACACCAUCGUCCUCGGUGUCGAAAAGAAGUCCACCGCCAAACUCCAAGAUUCCAGAUCGGUUAGGAAGAUUGUAAACUUGGACGAUCAUAUUGCUCUAGCAUGUGCAGGACUCAAGGCAGAUGCUCGUGUUCUAGUAAACAGGGCACGAAUUGAAUGUCAAAGCCAUAGGCUUACCGUUGAGGAUCCAGUGACUGUUGAGUACAUUACUCGUUACAUUGCUGGUCUUCAGCAAAAGUACACACAAAGUGGUGGGGUGAGACCAUUUGGGCUUUCAACUUUGAUUAUUGGCUUUGAUCCCUAUUCUGGUGCGCCAUCAUUGUAUCAGACAGAUCCUUCUGGGACAUUUUCUGCUUGGAAGGCUAAUGCAACUGGGAGAAACUCUAAUUCAAUAAGGGAGUUUCUGGAGAAAAACUAUAAGGAAACUUCUGGGCAAGAAACUGUGAAGCUUGCCAUCCGUGCAUUGCUUGAGGUUGUUGAGAGUGGGGGAAAGAACAUAGAAGUUGCUGUGAUGACUAAAGAGCAGGGUUUGCGGCAACUUGAGGAAGCUGAGAUUGACGCCAUUGUUGCCGAAAUUGAUGCCGAGAAAGCAGCUGCUGAGGCUGCAAAGAAGGCUCCUUCAAAGGAAACAUGAUCACUUUUUCUAUCUUUUUCUUUGUCUUGUUUUGUUAUUGGUCUCCCUGUUUUCCUUUUCUUUUUCUUUUCAUGUACUACUCCCAAUGUUUCUAGGAGUCGCGUUUGGUACUUUGCUUGGGUCCAACUGAUUGCUAUUGUCAUCCAUUUGGUUUUUAUUA